AUGGCACCCAGAGUCAUCGUCGUAGGCGGCGGUUUGUCCGGACUGAGCGCUGCGCACACCAUCUAUCUCGCCGGUGGAAAUGUUGUCGUUCUUGACAAGCAAGGCUUCUUCGGAGGCAACUCGACCAAGGCCACUUCCGGCAUCAACGGUGCCUUGACAAGGACACAGGUCGACAGCAAAAUCCAAGAUAGCGUCAAGCAAUUCUACGAUGACACCCUGAAGUCUGCCAGAGACAAGGCAAGGCCGGACUUGAUCAAGGUCUUGACCUACAAGUCCGCGGCUGCCGUUGAGUGGCUGCAGGAUGUCUUCAACCUCGACCUGACUCUUGUGUCACGGUUAGGUGGUCACUCCCAGCCACGAACGCACCGAGGCCACGAUGCCAAAUUCCCUGGCAUGGCUAUCACGUACGCUCUUAUGCAAAGACUCGAGGAGCUCGCCGAGACCGAGCCUGAUCGGGUAGAAAUCAUCAAGAAGGCCCGUGUCACAAGCCUGAACAAGGACGGAAACACUGUCACUGGCGUCAAGUUCGAGGUCAACGGCGAGGAGCAGGCCUUGGACGGCCCAGUCGUGCUUGCGACCGGUGGUUACGCCGCUGAUUUCAGCGACUCGUCUCUGUUGAAGAAGCACAGGCCAGACACAUACGGCUUGGCCACCACAAACGGCGCCCACGCCACCGGCGACGGUCAGAAGAUGGUCAUGGCCAUCGGUGGAAACGGCAUCGACAUGGACAAGGUGCAGGUGCACCCUACUGGCCUCGUCGACCCCAAGGACCCCGGCUCUAAGUGGAAGUUCCUCGCUGCCGAGGCUCUUCGAGGAGAGGACCGCUUCUGUGACGAGCUGGGCCACAGAGACUACGUUUCCGGCAUGAUGUGGAAGGAGAAGGACAAGGGCAAGUUCCCCAUCCGUCUCAUCCUGAACUCCAAGGCCUCCAACGUCCUGGACUUCCACACUCGCCACUACUCUGGCCGUGGUCUGAUGAAGAAGAUGACCGGCAAGGAGCUUGCCAAGGAGAUUGGCUGCUCGCCAGACCACUUGCAAAAGACCUUCCAGACAUACAACGCCAUCGCAGACGGCAAGCAAAAGGACCCCUGGGGCAAAAAGUUCUUCCACAACGGCCCCGUAGACAUCAACGAUGACUUCCACGUUGCCCUGAUGGAGCCUGUGCUGCACUUCACCAUGGGCGGUAUUGAGAUCAACGACAAGGCCCAGGUGCUCAACUCCGAGCAGAAGCCCUUCGAUGGCCUCUUUGCAUGUGGUGAGCUGGCUGGCGGUGUCCAUGGCGCCAACAGACUGGGCGGCUCGUCUCUUCUGGGAUGUGUCGUUUACGGCCGUGUGGCUGGCGACACUGCCAGCAAUUAUCUCUUCCAGCAGGCCCUCAAGGGCGCAGCUGGUGGCCCCGCAGCGCGUCUCGGCCAGAUCUCUCUGCACUUGGACCCUGCUGCCGGCAAGGUCACUCUCGACUGGGGCUCCAGCGGUGCCUCCUCCUCUGGUGCUCUGACCUCACAACCCAGCACCUCCGCUGCGGGUCCAUCGCCUCAGGCGGAUUCAGGCAAGGCUGCUUCCAAACCCAACAACCCUAAGGAGUUCCAGAUCCCUGAGAAGGAGUUCACACUGGAGGAGGUUGCUAAGCACAACAAGAAGGACGACCUGUGGGUCGUCGUCAAGGGUGUUGUCAUGGACCUCACCAACUGGCUCGACGAGCACCCCGGUGGGCCUCAGGCCAUCAUGAACUUCAUGGGACGAGAUGCCACGGAGGAGUUUGAGAUGCUGCACGACGACGAGGUCAUCCCCAAGUACGCACCACAACAGGUCAUCGGUAGAGUGAAGGGACAGACGCCGAGCCUGGAGCUAUAA
This is a messenger RNA of Diaporthe citri, 1854 nucleotides long. RefSeq lists its product as uncharacterized. Gene Ontology annotation, molecular function: FMN binding; oxidoreductase activity. Lineage: Eukaryota; Fungi; Ascomycota; Sordariomycetes; Diaporthales; Diaporthaceae. The transcript has 5 exons. Bases 1 to 1854 code for a protein of 617 amino acids. The record is from RefSeq and is a predicted model, not a curated record.